Molecule: messenger RNA, 1569 nt
Organism: Dichotomopilus funicola
Lineage: Eukaryota; Fungi; Ascomycota; Sordariomycetes; Sordariales; Chaetomiaceae
Product: UV radiation resistance protein and autophagy-related subunit 14-domain-containing protein
Exons: 2
Coding region: 1-1569 (522 amino acids)
Biological process (GO): SNARE complex assembly
Cellular component (GO): endosome; lytic vacuole
Molecular function (GO): SNARE binding
Source: RefSeq, a predicted model, not a curated record
AUGAACUGCAGCAUCUGCCACCGGCCACACAGCGCCUCCAAGCGACCCUUCCUCUGUGCCGUCGACGCCCGCAACUGCGUCUACGAAGCUAGGAUCGAGUAUGUCAAGGCCCUGAUGGAGAGCGAGGCCGCCGAGCGCCAGGUCGAUGCCGUCGCCACCACUCCCACUUCUGAGAAGAAGCGAGACAGACAGACCAAAGAAGAAGAAAUCAUGGCCUCCCGCGCCCGUCUCGACCACCUCCGCUCCAUGGAAUCCGCCUCGCGCGACCGCACCGCCCAAAUCAUCUCCCAAGCCGACAGACUCCAGGCCGAGGUCGAGAGCGCGCGCGCCGCCAUCGCAGAGAAGAAUGCACGGCUGGCACGGCGCAGGACAGAACUCGCCUCGGUGUCGGCUGGGACCGGGCCGCGCCGGACAAGACAGUUGGGGGAAGCGGAGAUGGGACUGCAGAGGCUGAGGUAUAAGUGGAAUCGGUGUGCGGAUAGCGUGGCGGAGACGAGGGGGUUUCUGUGUGAGGGGGCUGCAAGGUUGUAUGGGUUGAGGCAGGUGCGCAAGGGAGCUGGGGGAGGCAGUGGUGGAGGGAGCGGUGGUGGUGGCAAGCGGUAUGAGAUUGGGGGCGUGGAGAUUUUUGAUCUGCAUGCCAUGAAUAGCCUCUCGCCCGAAGUAAUAUCAACCGCACUCUCCCACAUAGCCCAUCUCUUGAGCCUCGCAGCGCGCUAUCUAGGCAUCCGCCUACCCGCUGAGAUCACACCGCCACAUGCCGACUACCCACGGCCGACCAUUUUCUCUUUGACAUGGUCAUACCGACAUGGCGAAGUAGCUUUCCCAGGUUCGCUAGCCUCCCAAAUUCCAACGAUUAUCGAGGACGGCGAGACAGGACGAGACAGAACCAGAAAGUCAGACAAGCCAGGUAGACAAGCACACGAACACACCCCACGACCUCGUCCAUUGUUUCUGGACAAACCGCUGCCCACGCUGGCGAAGGAGGAUCCAGCGGGGUACAAGCUGUUUCUAGAGGGGGUGUCGCUGCUGGCAUACGACGUAGCGUGGGCGUGCUGCUCGCAAGGUGUGUCAGUCGGCGGAUCCGGAACCGGUGCAGGCGACAAAGACUCGUAUGAAGACGUCUGCAACAUCGGCCAGAACCUGUGGCGGCUGCUGAUCGGCGACCAACUGCACCGGCGCUCUGUCGAGCCGACUUUCCGCGCGUCGCUCACCCCAAGUGGUGGAAGUCCUAAAGAGAGCGGGACCAUGACUUCAAACACACCCAAACCCACGAUCGGUCGCUGGUCGCACGGAACACUGCAUAGUUUUUUAAGCAGUGCCGAAGGGACUGAUUUUGUGCGGAGCUUUCCGAUCUUGCCACCUCUGAAACUCGCGGACCGGUUGAAGAAACGGUUGUUGAGCGAGACGCCUCUGUUGGAGUGGGAGACGAUUGAGGGCGAUGAGGUGGAUGAGGGGUAUGGGGUCUUGAAUGGAGGUGGAGGUGGAGCUGGGGCGAACAGCGGCGGUGCUAGCGGCGGCGGAAAUGGCGGCAAGGGAACGAGUGGUUGGACAAGGCUGAAGAGCCGGUAG